AUGGUAAUUUGGCUUGUGAGUUUGUUCCUUAAUACUGUCCUCGAGUGCACGGCGUGGCCGCGCUCUCGCUCUUCCAGGACGUCCUGCAGGUGGCGGUCGACCCUCGAUCGGGGGGGCGCGUACGAGGUCACGCUGGCCGGCCCCUCGCCCCCUCCCGCGGCCACUCUGGAGUGCCAAGCUGGGUCACCGUGUCGCGUCUGGUUCGCUGGGGUGGACGCGCCCCCCGCGGUGACCGUCAGGAAGGGGUCCAACGCCAUCUAUGAGGCUACAUCAGGCCCGCCUCCCCCGGCGUCCCGGGUCGAGCGCCUGACCUCGCGCGACGCCGACGCCAGGAUGGACGUCGAGGUGGCGAGCGACAAGCACGUGACCCGCGCCGACCUCGUGACCUUCAGUAGCGACGUCGCCACGGACGCCGACUGCGAAAGCCUCGCGGCGACGCCCUCGAAGUCCGGCUACUCCGUGGCUGCUUCCUCGCGCGGCGCAGGAGACUGGAACUUCUUGGUCGUGGGAUACGACGACGACGGGGCCCUGCUGGAGGCCGGCCGCGCGCACGUGACCCUCUCAGAUAUAUUGCUCCCUCGGAUGACGAAAGUGGGGACAGAGGCCCUCCAGUCCCUCAAAGUGGAGACGGGAGAAAUGGAUGUCAAAGUGAACGGCUUCCUGUGUCCAGCCAGCACAGUCUGCUACUAUUUGGAGCCAGAAAACAUCCUGGAGCCUCCCGAAGUCUGCAGGAUGGCCGCCCCGAAUAUCGAGCAGUGUGACAUGACGGCAGCAUACAUACAGCCAGAGUCUCUGAUCGAGCGGUCGGUUCAACUCAGUUUCACCGGAGUGCCUGAGGAGGACCUGAUGAUCACCGCUGACUUCUCCGAAACGUCGCUCACAAUGGAAGCGAAACUCUACACAAACUCCGAGGAUCUGACACCGAAUCCGCUAACCUGUGAGAUCACAGGCCGGUCUCCAAAGACCUGCACAUUUAAGGUUGAGCCAAAAGUGACGGAAUUUAAGAUUUUGCUGAUGGCGUUAGAUUCCGAAUCAACUGUGAAAGACUCGACCGUUGUGGAAUUUGAAGAUUUCCAGACUCGAAUUCAACAGCUGACAUCGGACGCCAUCGAAGUCCGUUGGCGAGCUUCGCAAAAUCAGGAAUACGACGUCGAAAUCGGUCCUGAAAUUGAAGUCAAAUUCAACAAGACUUCAGUGAUCUGUGGAGGUGAAGAGCCUGAAGACAGCAAAAUGUGCCUGGCUUACUUUUUCACGCUGAAUUUGAAUGAAGAUUAUACAGCAAGUGUGAGAGCACAAGGUGACAAUAAAUAUGUUUCGGCCUCAGUGAGGAUGCAGCCUGUUCUGGAAACAAUAAACAUAACAGAACUGACACUGACCACAACCGAGGAAACAAGAGGUCUUAACGUGUGUUUUACGGAGAAUCAUGCAAAGAAAAAACAAAACGAAGGAGGAAAGAUGGUGAACAAGUUCGUGGCGGUGGAUGCUAAUGGUCGGCAGAUGGUGUCGAAGUCCUCUCACACAUCCGUUUCUGAUGUCGAGGAAAAGCUGUGUCUAGGCCCAUUGCCUCUCAACCUUGACUUCAACCUUAGUGACAAGGUCCGGGUUCUUGUGUCACGUGAGAAUCUCGACACCCAGGAAAUUCUGCUGUCUGGAGACGCUGAGCUCUUCGUUUCGGAAAUGAAGCCACAUGCAGCACUAGUUCAUCUCACCAUCAAGGAGCUCCAGAAGGUGUCCAGGGAAGACGACCCGAGCGGAAGACGACAAAACAUGAGGGUUUUCUUGGAUCCUCAUGAAGCAAUAGAGGCAGACGAUUUCCAGCUUGAACUAAUUGUGGGAUCCAACGGGUUUCAGGAAAUUCAUCACCUUUCUAAAAUCAUUGAUGAAGAUGCCACAGAGCUUGAGUUCGAAGGGAAUUUCAAAGAUUCGAUUCAGGUCUUUAUAAAAGCUAUGAAAGGCGGUGUUACUGUGGGAUUUGGCUCCGUGACGCAGGAGAUGACAGACCCGGGUUCCAGGGUGGCGAAGGUGGGGGACGCCAGCGCCCCGUCCCUGAGGGUGGACCCAGGGGCGCGAGGCCAGGUGGAAGUCCCUGGGAAGCCUCCCUGCGUGGGAGGCUCUGGCCCUUGCUACUACGUCGGCCAGAGCGACCCCCCGCCCCCCCUCUGCGAGGACCUUCCCAGGAUCAGAUUCUGCGACGCCGUGGUGUCGGAAUUGCAGAACCCGGCCGAGGUCCCGACCCUGGAGCUCCGCAACCGGCAGGAGCUGCGAGUGCAGCAGCCCCGGCCCGACGGAGCGUGGACUGAGGUCGUGGUCUCCAGCUCGCGGGACGACUCCAUCCUGCCUCCCGACGGCUUCGGCUGCGACGAGCUGGGCGACGGGACGUGCGCGCACCCUGUGGCCGUCGCCGACGACCUGGACGGCUUCGACGUGACGCUCGUCGUGCUGGACGACGAAGGUUACGUCACGGCGUCGCUCGCCGUGCCCUUCGAAGUGCACGGCGUGGCCGCGCUCUCGCUCUCCCAGGACGUCCUGCAGGUGGCGGUCGACCCUCGAUCGGGGGGCGCGUACGAGGUCACGCUGGCCGGCCCCUCGCCCCCUCCCGCGGCCACUCUGGAGUGCCAGGCUGGGUCACCGUGUCGUGUCUGGUUCGCUGGGGUGGACGCGCCCCCCGCGGUGACCGUCAGGAAGGGGUCCAACGCCAUCUAUGAGGCUACAUCAGGCUCGCCUCCCCCGGCGUCCCGGGUCGAGCGCCUGACCUCGCGCGACGCCGACGCCAGGAUGGACGUCGAGGUGGCGAGCGACCAACCCGUGACCCGCGCCGACCUCCUGACCUUCAAGAACGACGUCGCCACGGACGCCGACUGCGAAAGCCUCGCGGCGACGCCCUCGAAGUCCGGCUACUCCGUGGCUGCUUCCUCGCGCGGCGCAGGAGACUGGAACUUCUUGGUCGUGGGAUACGACGACGACGGGGCCCUGCUGGAGGCCGGCCGCGCGCACGUGACCCUCUCAGAUAUAUUGCUCCCUCGGAUGACGAAAGUGGGGACAGAGGCCCUCCAGUCCCUCAAAGUGGAGACGGGAGAAAUGGAUGUCAAAGUGAACGGCUUCCUGUGUCCAGCCAGCACAGUCUGCUACGAUUUGGAGCCAGAAAACAUCCUGGAGCCUCCCGAAGUCUGCAGGAUGGCCGCCCCGAAUAUCGAGCAGUGUGACAUGACGGCAGCAUACAUACAGCCAGAGUCUCUGAUCAAUCCGUUGGUUCAGCUGAGCUUCACCGGGGCGCCUGAGGAGGACCUGAUGAUCACCGCUGAAUUCUCCGAAACGUCGCUCACAAUGGAAGCGAAACUCUACACAAACUCGGAGGUUCUGACACCGAAGCCGCUAACCUGUGAGAUCACAGGCCGGUCUCCAAAGACCUGCACAUUUAAGGUUGAGCCAAAAGUGACGGAAUUUAAGAUUUUGCUGAUGGCGUUAGAUUCUGCAUCAACUGUGGAUGAAUCGACUGUUGUGGAAUUUGAAGAUUUCCAGACUCGAAUUCAACAGCUGACAUCAGAUGCCAUCGAAGUCCGUUGGCGAGCUUCGCACAACCAGAAAUACGACGUCGAAAUCGCUCCUGAAAUUGAAGGCAAAUUCAGCAACACUUCUGUGAUCUGUGGAGGUGAAAAGCCUGAAGACAGUAAAAUGUGCCUGGCUUACUUUAUCGGGCUGAAUUUGAACGAAGAUUAUACUGCAGGUGUGAGGGCACAAGGUGACAGGGAAUCUGUUUCGGCCUCAGUGAAGGUGGAAACUGUUCUGGAAACAAUAAACAUAACAGAACUGACAUUGACAACAACUGGAGAAACAAGAGGUCUUACCGUGUGUUUUAUGGAAAGUCGUGAAGAGAGAAAACAAAAUGAGGAAGGAAAUAUUGUAAACAAGUUAGUGGCGGUGGAUGCCAAUGGUCGGCAAGUACAGAUGGUGUCGAAGUCCUCUCACUCAUCCGUUUCUGAUGUCGAGGAAAAGCUGUGUCUUGGUCCCCUGCAUCUCGACCUUGACUUCGACCUGAGUAACAAGGUCUGGAUUCUUGUGUCACGUGAGAAUCUCGACACCCAAGAAACUCUGUCUGGAGGCGCUGAGCUUUUCCUUUUGGACCUCAAUGACGUGAGCCAAGUGGGCGCGAAGACCUUGCGGGCGACUUGGACCAACAGGAAUGGCGCCCCCAGCUUCGAGGUCGGGAUGGGCGUCGGCGACUUCAUGUCCGUGGAGUGUGGCGUUGGGGAGGACGCCAAAGAAGAGUGCUUGCGAUACCUCCAUGCGGAAGGCACAAGCAAGCAAGUCACAGUUACGUUGAGGGAGAUUGGGCUUAGUGUGCAACAAGAAGUGCAGGUUACCUUUACAUUGAAGGAAUUAACAGACAUAAGAAUAACCAAGACGGAACUAAAUCGGGACAGUCGUCUGCGCGUGUGCUUUGAGUCCGACUUGAAGGACUCGCUUUACCUCCUGGCCUUGGAGAACGAGGAGGGCGACGUCCAGGAGUUCCCCCAGCUUCGCCCCUACGUGGAGGACGGCCUCACCUGCGUGUUGAGCAAUGACGCGAUACAGGAAGAAGGAUACGUGGCAUUGCGGACUCUCUUAACAGCCUACGACGUCUCUGGUACAGAAGUGCAAGCCUCUGGGAGUACUAACGUCACUGGCAUUUUCCUGAAUCCCAGAAGCAAAGUCAGCGCGGCCUUGAACUCCGACACGUACGGCCUCCUCGUGUCCUGGUUCCUCCUCGGCGACCCCAGCAGCAUCAGCUCCUACGACGUGGCGCUCGAGGAGACCGCGGCAGGAGGCAGCAACAAGCCGGUGACCGUAGGAAACACUGAAUCGUCCCUCGUCUUCAGCGACACGAAGCCGGGACGCUACUCCGUGUGCGUCGCGGCAUCUGUGGAGGAACAUAACAUGACCAGCGAAAGAGUGUGCAGUGCUAUUCUCUCCAUACCUCAGGAGGAUG
Penaeus vannamei (Pacific white shrimp) is the source of this 4966-nucleotide messenger RNA. Lineage: Eukaryota; Metazoa; Arthropoda; Malacostraca; Decapoda; Penaeidae. The record is from RefSeq and is a predicted model, not a curated record.